GGCGAUAAUCUGAUUAAAAAAAUAAAUAGUAAAUACGUCUUGUGACUCGACUUGUGUUGUGUUGGAAUUGUUUUACACGCCACCGUCUAUAUUGUUUUUUUUUUAAGUCUAAUAGAGUUGGAACUUGACUUCAUUCUAUUCGCAUUUCACUUGCAUCAUGGUAGACGUUCAGGACUUAGUCAAAAAUAAUUUUGCGUGGCACAAUAACAAUGGAUACAAAUCCGGAAAAACGUAUAAUUUACUAAAUUAUUUUACGAAUCUGGAUGAUUCGCGGAAAAAUUAUCUGCAUUAUCAAAUGACCAAACCAUUAACUGUUCAGACUCAAAAUGAUUCACCGUGCAAGAGUGACUCUCCUCAACCAUUUUAUCAUAUGCAUCAGGAUUCAGUCAUUACACAAAAUUCAAGUCCUAUACCGGUCAGAUUUAGUCCUCGUAUGGGUUCCAAUGCUAUAAACUAUGCUCGUUCAUCAGCAAGCAUUCGUGUAUCAUUAUCUUCUAAUAUAUCAUCUAUCAGUAGUUCUAAUAUUGAACAGUCCAUUACCAAGAUAAGUGCGAUGUUUCCAACAGCAACCGAGACGCAUAUUAGAGCCUUAUUAAACAAGUAUCACAAUAGAGAAGCUGUCGUCAUAAGUGCUUUACAAGUGGAAAAACAUCCAAUAGCUACGCCAGGACCAUAUACACCACCACCGAUUAACCGUCAUUAUAUGUCCCAAACAAACCAAUCGCCUACAACAAGUCCUUCACCCAAACCCGUUCAUUAUUCUCCUAAAAUGAAAUUAAGAUAUUUGAAAAGUGUGUUCCCCGUGGUAGAAGAAACCGUUCUUUUAGAUACGUUAUGUGGAGCUGACAACAAUGUUAACCAAGCUACAGAAACAUUACUAACUAUGGGCUUCAAUAAAGGUCUUGACUUUACAAGUAUAGUGCCUCAGCUGCCGAGAGUUACGCUAAUAAACAAUGAAAGCGACUACGAUGAUGAUGACAUAUUUUGGUUGCGAAGAAAAGCGUUGCCAAACCAAUUUGACAAAAUUAAUUCAACUUGUCCAUCCAAGCCAGUAACGACGACAACGACGGUUGAAAUAAAAACUCCAGUUAAAAAAAUAACUGCUGCUGAAGAAUUGAAAAAAAAAGAAUUGCUACAAAAAAAGUAUGAGAGCCUAGAAGAAAAAAUUAUUGUUUUUGCUCUGGAAAGUACCGAUUACAAUGAACAAUUGGCCGAUCAAAUUUUGAAAAAUCAUUUAGCCAAUGAAUCAGAAUUAAACGACUCCAACAGAAACCUAAAUCAUACUAAUAUCACAAUUGGCAAGAAUGUAUCGUUGUGCGAAGAAAUUAAAGUAAAAGAAAAUGAUAUGACCGACUCUGCGUACUGUGAGAAAAAGUCCGAUACAAAUUUGAAACAAGACGCUAAAAAUGUACCAAAAAGUGGCUUAGCCAAAGGACCCAAUAAAAAUUUAUUAAGCAAAAAAGAUUCGACUUGCAACACUACAGUGAAAACCGGGAUUAAAGCUAAAGGACCGAACAAAUCGCUAUUGAGCAAAAUUCAAUCAUUGGCCAGAGGACCAAACAGUGAUUUAAAAAAAGGUCCAUCCAAAGGAUUAGCCAAGGGUAGUAUAUUUCAGAGACUGUUCAAAAAAUCAACUCCUUAAAAGAAAAUGUUUUUAAACUUACUAAUCAUUAAUAUUGAAUUAUGUAAUUUCUCCCUAGAGUUUAUCAUUAUAAGUAGUGUUAUAACCGAUAGGACUAUGUUACGUCCAAAUACAUUUUAAUUAUCAAUAUUUAAAAUUACAUUUUUUUUUUGUUUAAUGUUAAAUUUAUUACAUUAUUCUAUGUUGUAAAUUACAUUUUGUACUUGGUGUAUUCUAAUUACUACGAUAAUUAAAUUAAAAUUAAUAUAAUGCAGUUUUAUAGGUACAAAUGAAGUUCUGAUAAUUAA
Messenger RNA from Adelges cooleyi (spruce gall adelgid), 1929 nucleotides. RefSeq lists its product as uncharacterized. NCBI's taxonomy places the organism in Eukaryota, Metazoa, Arthropoda, Insecta, Hemiptera, Adelgidae. The transcript has 10 exons. The record is from RefSeq and is a predicted model, not a curated record. The coding region runs from base 158 to 1642 and encodes 494 amino acids. Gene Ontology annotation, molecular function: ubiquitin binding.